GUACUACAAGCAGUAAUGAUUAUGAGGUCAACUAUCGCUAUACUAGUGUUUGCGUGUGCGGUGUGGGGGGCCGCCGCUGCCGCCGCCGCCGCCGCCACCCGGAGGAGAUCAGCUCAGGCUGACUACAUCGAUGAGCUGUACGGGACGGAGGAUCUUUAUGCCAGGGUGUCUGAUAACGUGUUGGAGGAUGCCAGGCUUGAUGUGCCGGACCUCAUCAGAAAAUACAACUACCCAGUCGAGCAGCACUUCGUGACGACUCCUGACGGCUACAUCCUCGAGAUGCACCGCAUCCCACACGGCCGCGACGCGAACAACCGGCCUGAGGAGGGGAAACCCGUGGCGUUCGUCAUGCAUGGAUUGCUGUCGUCGUCUGCUGACUGGGUGCUGCUGGGCCCUGGGUGUGCGCUCGCGUACAUCCUGGCGGAACAAGGGUUCGACGUGUGGAUGGGCAACGCGCGCGGCAACUACUACUCGCGCCGCCACCGCUCUCUGAACCCCGACAGCAUCAGAAACACCAAGUUCUGGGACUUCAGCUGGGAUGAGAUCGGCCACUUCGACCUCCCUGCUAUGAUCGACUACACUCUGGCUGCCACUGGGAAGUCUAAGCUGCACUAUGUGGGACAUUCGCAGGGAACCACCGCGUUCUUUGUCAUGGCUUCGUUGAGGCCUGAAUACAAUGAGAAGAUUGUAGCCAUGCAAGCGCUGGCGCCUGUCGCGUUCAUGCAGUACAAUAAGAAUCUGCUCUUCAACACUAUGGCUCCUUUCGCUAGGAACAUAAACAAACUGGCGUCAACAAUCGGCGUCGGCGAGGUGCUGCCCAACAACAACCUGAUGACGUGGGCGGGGCAGUCCGUUUGCAUGGACGAGGUGGUGUUCCAGCCGCUCUGCACCAACAUGCUCUUCCUCAUGGCCGGCUGGAGCGAGGGCCAACAUAAUGCCACGAUGUUCCCUGUAAAACUGGGCCACACCCCUGCCGGCGCUGCGGUCCGCCAGCUCGCGCACUACGGCCAGAGCAUCCACGAGAACGAGUUCCGCCGCUACGACCACGGCUCCCGACAGAACCGCAACCUCUACGGAUCCCGAACACCUCCUAGCUACAAUCUCAAACGCAUCACUACCCCAGUCUUCUUACACUAUUCGGAUAACGACUCAUUCGCUGAUACCAGGGAUGUGAGGCGCUUGUAUGAAGAGUUAGGCGCGGCUGUAGGCCUGUUCAGGGUGCAGCUGUCUACGUUCAGCCACUUGGACUUCAUGUGGGGCAUCGAUGCGAAGACGCUCGUCUGGGACCGCAUGAUCAACCUCAUGUGGGCCACCGAGGCGCUUGAAAGCAAUGCGCAGUCAAUAGAAUAAGAGCAACAGUU
Messenger RNA from Plutella xylostella (diamondback moth), 1361 nucleotides. RefSeq names its product lipase 3. Gene Ontology annotation, molecular function: hydrolase activity, acting on ester bonds. The record is from RefSeq and is a predicted model, not a curated record. Gene Ontology annotation, biological process: lipid metabolic process. Lineage: Eukaryota; Metazoa; Arthropoda; Insecta; Lepidoptera; Plutellidae.